AUGUCAUCAGAUAACCAGUGGUCAGCAGAUGAGGACGAAGGUCAAUUUUCCCGGCUGAUCAAGAAAUCUAGAGACUCCCCCUUUGUGCCUGUAGGGAUAGCAGGCUUUAUGACUGUGGUGUCCUAUGGUCUUUACAAGUUAAAGAACAGAAGAAAUCAGAAAAUGUCCAUUCAUCUUAUUCACAUGAGAGUUGCUGCCCAAGGAUUUGUUGUAGGAGCUGUGACUCUAGGUGUUCUCUAUUCUAUGUAUAAGGAUUACAUUAGACCUCGAUUCUUCAAUGUGUCCAAAAAAUGAAGCUGCAUACAAAAAAAUACAAGAAGCCUUCUGAAAACUAUUAUGAGGAAUGAAUUUUCAAUAUGUAGCAAAUUGUACUGCAGAAGUAUUAGAGUUUUCACAGCCUGGUAUAGUAAGUCUCAAUUGUUUAAGAAGUCGACUUCCAAAGCAAUAAUCAUAGUCAACGCAAAAAUAUCCCUGAUGAUGUCUUUCAGAACCUAGAGCAUGAUUUUCUGAUUUAAAUUUUUUUAUUCUGUUGUUAGUGACAGAAGAUAAUCUAUCUUAUGACAAACCAACCUUAAAAUUAAGAGUUAGCUAUACAUAGUGGCUACAGAAAUUUUCUAUAUCCAUAUCAAAUGUGACAAUCUAUACAUUGCUUAAUUCUCCCCAAAUAAUUAAGGCUUUCAUAAACUCACUUUUAGAAUGGGCAACAAUUAUAUCAGAAGAGAAUGGUCAUGUUAUUUAAAUUUGGUUCACCACUGUGCACCUCACCCUUAUAUAGAAACUUCACUAUUCUACCACAAACAUAAAUGUUUAACAUGUAUAUAUCUGUGUACUCGUUUUUAUAUUUCUUGAAAGUAUUUCUAAGAGUAUGGAAGGUAAAUUGCUAAAAAAAAAAAAAUAAUAAUAAGUCCCUUUUCCCCCAGAUGGUAAUAUUGUGGGGGU
This is a messenger RNA of Myotis myotis, 939 nucleotides long. It is a transcript of the gene HIGD1C, whose product is annotated as HIG1 hypoxia inducible domain family member 1C. The transcript is spliced from 3 exons. Gene Ontology annotation, cellular component: mitochondrion. Bases 1 to 294 code for a protein of 97 amino acids. Lineage: Eukaryota; Metazoa; Chordata; Mammalia; Chiroptera; Vespertilionidae. Gene Ontology annotation, biological process: mitochondrial respirasome assembly. The record is from RefSeq and is a predicted model, not a curated record.